AUGAAUACGAACAUAAUUUUAAUUUUAGAAGGAAUGUAAUGCAUAUGGUGGAUAACGUUAUGCAUCAUUUUCUAAUAAGAUCAAUACAUUAUUAUCAUAGGAUUGUCUUCUGCGUCGAUCCUCAUUAAAUUAGGAUUGUUACUGCAAUUUAGAAAAAAUUUAAAUUCAAGUAAACUAUUAGCGAUGCUAUUACUAAUCCUUGUUGAUACUGUUAUCUACACUGAAAUAAAUCUACUCUAUUACCAAGUUUUUAAUCCUUUUUCUCAUUAUACUAACACACUGUUCAUAGCAACCAAUACAUAUAUUAUUAAAGAAAUUGUGUCUAAAUAAAUCUCAUAUCAAUUGCUCAUGUUAUUUUAUCCAUGUUACAUUGUGUUGAGACUAUUCUCAAUUGUUUUUAUUAACUUUGAUUAUACAAUUUUAGAAAGUGUAAUAAUCAUACUGGUUUUUGUAAUUGCUAAUUUUGCAGGUGAGAAAUCUCUAGUUUCUGCUAAAAUUCGCUUAACUUAACAACUGAAUGAUGAUGAACAAACAGAUCGACAUAUACGUGAUAUUAAAUUUUCAAAAUAAAAAUAAAAUGAAUUUAGCCAUUUUAAUGAAUAGCUCAAAGACAAACUGAAGCUUAGGAACCUUAGCAUUCACUCCAACAAACCUCAAUCCUACAAUGAUUUGUCUUCCAUCGUUAAAUAAAAGGAAUCUAUUGAUUUAGAUAAAUCAGACUCGUAAUUUAGAUUUUCCUUAGCCAAAAUUUUGCAAAUAAUACCAGAUGGAAUAAUUAUUCUAAAUAAAUAAUAGAAAUUGCAUUUUGUCAACAAAAAAUGCGUUAAAUUAUUGUAAUGCAAGAAUGAAGAGUUAAUACUGCCAAAACUUAAAGAUUGUUUAAGAAAUCAAAUUAUCAAUAUGGAUAAUUGUACACUUAAUCAACAAUCUUAAAAUAACAGAAAAACUGAAAUGAAUCAACAAGUCUUGGAAGAAAUAAUAAAAAAGGCGUAAUAAAAUAAGGUUUAAGUUGAUAUUUUUGACGUGCUACUGAAUUAGAACAAAUAUUUGUAUUAACUUCAUUAAGGCACCUAUGAUGGAGAGAAAAGCAGUAUUGAUGAUUCUCGAGUCUCACAAAAUAAUUAAAAUCAAUAUCAUUUCAACCUUUCUUUAGAAUCAAACAAAUCCUUGAAACUUAAGAUCAUACAAACACAUUCCAUUCUAUAAAAUGAUAUACAGAUCUUUGGAGAUUAAAUGAAUCAACCUGUUUUGGUGUUAAUUAUAUAAGAUGUCACCUAUAAACAAAAAUUCCAAAAGGUUGAACUUAAAAAUUAAUAAUUCUGUCAUCUCCUUAAAAAAUAACUGUUUCAAUUAAGAACUCCUCUCAAUUUGAGUCAACAAUACUUAAGAAUUGUUAGUGACGUAACUAAAGAAUAAGAAUAAGAAGUUACUGAAGGAUUAGAAUUGCUCAAGUGUUCGACUUCUUUUCUUCAAUACUAAAUUAACAAUAUUUUGGAUUUUUUAUCAUACCAACUUAAUGAGUUUGCAUAUUUUUUCUGCAGAUUCUAGAUCAAUGACUUAAUAGAUGAGAUUGAAUAAGUGUUUAUUCCUUAUAUAUUUCAAAAGAAGAUCUAAUUUUAAAUCAGAUUUUCAUCAAGUCUGUCCGAUAGGUAUUUCAAUUCAGACAAAUUGCGAAUAGUCUAAGUGUUGUUAAACAUUCUAAAUCAUUAAUGUAAUAACAUUAUAAAGGGAGGAGAGGUGGGUCUAACCUUUCUGGCUAAAGAUGAUUUAACCAUUUAGGUAAUUGUAGAAAAUAAUUCAGUGCAAGAGAACAGAAAGAAGCAAUUUUCAUUUAAUUAAAUAAUGCUCAAAAGUCAAGAACUUGACAGCUGUUAUGGCUUGAUGAUUCAUCCAGAACUAGGAUUUGGAUUAAAUUUAGCAGCCAGAUUAGCAUCAGGUUUAAUUGAAGAGAACAAUAAUGUAGAAGUAUUAUCGAAUUCGGUUGAUGGUAACAGCAUAAGCUUUUUGAUUCAGGAUCGAAUAAAUAAAAAGGAAUAGGAUUCAAUAUUAUAAAAAGAUUAAAUUUAAAUAUUCAAUAAAGAAUAGGAUUACAUUUUGGAUAAGGAAUAGGAUCUAAUGUUUAAAAAGUAAUAAAAUUAAAUUUUGGUUAGAGGAUAGGAUCGAAUUAAUGAAGAUUAAUAUGAUUAAAUAUACGAAAAGGACUAAGAUGAAAUGUUUUAAAAGGAAUAAACAAGAAAUCAAUCCAAUACUGGUGGAUUUAUGACUAGGAAUAAAUCUUAAUCCGAGUAACAAGAAGACAAUUUUAUUGUUAGAAAAUAUUGCUAUUAGGAUAACACUAAUCAGUAUGAGAAUUCAGAAAAGCUCGUAUAAAAGUCUGAAGGUUUGAAGUCAUAUGAAAGUCCAAACGUAAUUGAGGAUCACAGUGAACGAAUAAUCAUACCUUAAUCAAAUUAUUUUUAAUUUAAAUCUUUUGAAAGUCCAAGGUAAAUAAUAAUAAAUAAGACAUUUUCAUUUAAAAUAUCCACCUUAUAAUUACAUGAAUGCAACUCUACUUGUAAAAAGAUUUUGAUAGUUGACGAUUAGAUUUUUAAUCAGAUUGCUCUCAAAGCUACUUUAAAUCGUUUUGCAAUAUAAUGUGAUUAGGCAUAUGACGGUUAUUAGGCAAUCCAAAGAGUGAAGGAAAAACAGCAAACCUCUUGUCCAUUUUAUGAUAUCAUAUUUAUGGACAUAGAAUUACCAGGAUUGAAUGGAUUUGAGACUACGAAAGAGAUAAUGUCGAUGGGAUGCAAGAAGUCAGCAAUUGUAAUUUGGUAACUUAAUGUAAUUUGA
This is a messenger RNA of Paramecium tetraurelia, 2829 nucleotides long. RefSeq lists its product as uncharacterized. NCBI's taxonomy places the organism in Eukaryota, Ciliophora, Oligohymenophorea, Peniculida, Parameciidae. The transcript is spliced from 4 exons. The record is from RefSeq and is a predicted model, not a curated record. Gene Ontology annotation, biological process: phosphorelay signal transduction system.